GCACUUGCAGCCCGGCGGGCACCAGGAGGCGGAGGCGGGACGGUCAGGGGUCCAGCGCGCAGGACAGCGGCCCUGGGGCCAAAGUUUGCGGGCAGCCCCGGCAGGCCAAGCGGGUCCCACGUGCCGCUUGCUGCCCCCUCUCGCAUCCUCACCCCGGCAUCGCUGCGCCGGGAGACAGAGCUGCGGCCCGGCUAGCUCCUAGGCGGGGACGCCGCGACGGGAACUUAAGGCCCAAGAGGGAUGUGAAGCCCCAAAAUGACCCUGUUACCGGGAGACAACUCGCACUAUGACUACAGCGCUCUAAGCUGCGCCUCAGACACCUCCUUCCACCCGGCCUUCUUCCCACAGCGCCAGGCCAUCAAGGGCGUCUUCUACCGCAGGGCCCAACGAUUGCGGCCGCAGGACGACCUGCACCAGAGCUGCUCCCUUGGGGACCGCAGGCGACAGAUCAUCAUCAACGUGGGUGGCAUCAAGUACUCACUACCUUGGACCACCCUGGAUGAGUUCCCACUGACGCGGCUGGGCCAGCUCAAGGCCUGCACCAACUUCGACGACAUCCUGAGCGUGUGUGAUGACUAUGACGUAACCUGCAACGAGUUCUUCUUCGACCGCAACCCCGGAGCUUUUGGCACCAUCCUCACCUUCCUGCGGGCCGGCAAGCUGAGGCUGCUUCGGGAGAUGUGCGCCCUGUCCUUCCAGGAGGAGCUGCUGUACUGGGGCAUCGCGGAGGACCACCUGGACGGCUGCUGCAAGCGCCGGUACCUGCAGAAAAUCGAGGAGUUUGCUGAGAUGAUGGAGCGCGAGGAGGAGGAGGAGCCGCUGGACAGCGAGGAUCAAGAGAGUGAGGGUCCGUCCGCCAGCGAGGGCCGCCUGAGCCGCUGCAUGAGGAGGCUGCGUGACAUGGUGGAGCGGCCACACUCAGGGCUGCCUGGCAAGGUGUUUGCCUGCCUGUCCGUUCUGUUUGUCACCGUCACCGCCGUCAACCUGUCUGUCAGCACCCUGCCCAGCCUGCGUGAGGAGGAGGAACAGGGCCAGUGUUCCCAGAUGUGCCACAACGUCUUCAUCGUCGAGUCGGUGUGCGUGGGCUGGUUCUCCCUAGAGUUCCUGCUGCGCUUCAUCCAGGCACCCAGCAAGUUCGCCUUCCUGCGGAGUCCGCUGACCCUCAUCGACCUGGUGGCCAUCCUGCCUUACUAUGUCACACUGCUGGUGGAUGGCGCUGCCUCCAGCCGCCGCAAGCCGAGCACCGGCAACAGCUACCUGGACAAGGUUGGGCUAGUGCUGCGCGUGCUGCGGGCGCUGCGCAUCCUCUACGUGAUGCGUCUGGCCCGGCAUUCACUGGGGCUGCAGACACUGGGCCUCACGGCACGGCGCUGCACGCGUGAAUUCGGGCUUCUGCUGCUUUUCCUGUGUGUGGCCAUCGCCCUCUUUGCCCCACUGCUCUAUGUCAUCGAGAAUGAGAUGGCAGACAGCCCCGAAUUCACCAGCAUCCCCGCCUGCUACUGGUGGGCUGUCAUCACCAUGACAACCGUAGGCUACGGAGACAUGGUACCCCGGAGCACACCGGGUCAGGUGGUGGCUCUGAGCAGCAUCCUCAGUGGCAUCCUCCUCAUGGCCUUCCCUGUCACCUCCAUCUUCCAUACUUUCUCCCGCUCUUACCUGGAGCUCAAGCAGGAACAAGAACGGGUGCUGAUCCGCCGGGCUCAGUACCUCAUCAAAACCAAGUCACAGCUCAGUGGCAUGUCCCAGGACAGUGACAUCUUGUUUGGAAGUGCCUCUUCAGACACUAGGGACAACAACUGAGGCGAGAAGACAACCCUGCCCUGCCUGCCAGCUGCGGCUUCAUGCAACCACCGCCAUUGGAGCCUGGAAAAGGACUUAGUACUUUCAAGUCCAGCCCUGGCCCGGGACUGACCUGAGCGAGCCACAGCACGGAAAGGAUAUGUGCCACAUCACAGAGUCCCUGUCCUCCCUCUAAGCCCAGAAGUAACAGGGAAGCUAGCUGGAGCCAGUGCCUCACCCACCCCGGGCCUCAAAGCCGAUUUUCUCCCUAAGAAGCCGAUUGGCCCAGUCCUACCAUGUAAACAACAUUCCCAGCAAAACCUGCAUAUGCUGGGGCACUGCCUGGAGGAAAACAGACAGCAGGUAGCCACACGUGACUUUAGUGUGUCCACCUAAGGAAGAAAGAGCCUGCCUUUGGGACUUUCAAGGAAGGAACUGUCUCUGUCUCUUAGUGAAAGGACCACGUUGCCAGGGUCUCUGGGCUGGUGGGACACUGGCAGAAUGGGAGAGAAGCAGACAGACAGACCUUUAGGGGGCCCACCAGGGAUGCUGUUAAGGCUCCUCCCUCCUGAGUUCCUCCUUCAUCCUUCUUCCUGUUCACACUCCUCCUCGGUCUGGAGGGCUCUCUAGUCAGACUCCAUUCAUCCCAGUUCGGGUGGGUAGGGCAACAACAAGCGGGUCAUCUCCGCUGACUUCAAAGGUGAAAUCGCUUCAUUCUGUGGUUUAAAAUUAGUGAGAUUUUAGCCUACUCCAAUUUAUCUUACUAUUACCAAAAAAAAGGAGGGGACUUUAUACCCCUUACCUGAGCCUCAGUCUAAACCCACAAUGGACGGGUGCUUCUGGCAGGGGUGGUGGUCCCCAGGAAGUCUGGGGGGUGUGAGGGAACCUUCUUAAAAGAAGCCAUUCAUUCCCUGGCCUUAAGAAACAUAGUUUGUGCACCAGGAGGGACCCCAGGCCAACCUAGAAGAUUCCAUCUCAGCCUGAGUCCUGGGCACCAGGCACUAAGGAGACAUUGCAUACACACAUAUUCAUGCACAGAUGUGUGGCAUACACACAUGCACACACUCAUGCACAGACAUGUGCAAUACACACAUGUACACACUCAUGCACAGACAUGUGCAGUACACACAUACACACGCACUCAUGCACAGAUAUGCACAUGCACACACACACAUGCGUAUAUACACACAUACAUGCCUGUGCGCAGCCCCACCGGUGCAACAGCUUUACCCACUGCUUCCUCCCACACCCCAGCUGCCUUCUCUUUCCAGCAGCAGGAAUUGGGCUUUGAGACAUGUCUAAGCCUGAUUGCCGCCUGCGCAGCCCAAACCCCUGCCCGCUGCCAGUCUUCAGCAUCUCUCGUACUUCCACACCUGUUCAGACCUCCCACCAGCCCCUUCAGACACACCCAGCCUACCCCGCCUCAUUGUGGGCCUUCACACCUGCAGAGCUGUCUGUCUGCUGGGCCGCCCUCCCUGCAGAACACUGCCUGGCUGGAGGGUUAGAGUGUUCUUUUCACUGCCUCGCUGUCCUGAGCACCCAGACCUGCAGCUUCACGGGGUUUCUCCAUUCCCUGCUGAGCCGUCACCCAGUGAAAGUGCUCUUGCCAUUCAUUUCUCAGCUCCGAGCUCUGCUCUGUCUCCUGCAGGACCAGCCCUGUAUUCUGGCAGGAACUCCAAAGCCCCUCCAACCUCCCUGCUGCCUCCCAGCACCUAGGUCAGCAUCAGCACCCAACAGGGGCUCAGGAAACACUUAGUUAAAAGUGAAAAAAGGGGAAAUAACAAAAAGGAACAAAGAUGGAAGACAUGUCCAUUACAGCUUAGAUCCAAAUGUCCUCACCUGUCUAGAGCCAUACCACCCCAAAUGUGCCUGAUCUCAUCUGAAAUGUCACCCAGAAAGAAGCUCACCUGUCAAGGACUUGGUUCCCAUGCAGCAGUGUUCAGAGGUGGGACCUCUGGUAAUGGGACCACAAGGGCCCUGACCCCAUCAAUGGAUCAAUCCAUGAUAAACUCGCAGCUUCAAUGGCCUCUGGAAACAGGAACAUAAAGGGAGUGGGACUGUGUUAGAGGAAGUCUAUUAUCAGGGACAUGCCCUGGAAGGGUGUGUUGCCCCAAAUAACUUCCUCUUGCUUCCUCUCUGCUUCCUGGCUGAAGGGGAGGGGGGGAGCAGUUGAGUUCCAGCAUGCUGGCCCACCUGGGAGGCUGCACUUUGAAGCGGACCAGAAGCGAUAGAGCCAGGUGACCAUGGUGAAACCAGAAACCAAAAUAAACCUUCCCUCCUUCAA
This is a messenger RNA of Mus musculus (house mouse), 4063 nucleotides long. It is a transcript of the gene Kcng1, whose product is annotated as potassium voltage-gated channel, subfamily G, member 1. The transcript has 3 exons. The coding region runs from base 256 to 1800 and encodes 514 amino acids. The record is from RefSeq and is marked validated. Gene Ontology annotation, cellular component: plasma membrane; voltage-gated potassium channel complex; membrane. Gene Ontology annotation, molecular function: voltage-gated potassium channel activity; monoatomic ion channel activity; potassium channel regulator activity. NCBI's taxonomy places the organism in Eukaryota, Metazoa, Chordata, Mammalia, Rodentia, Muridae. Gene Ontology annotation, biological process: potassium ion transport; regulation of potassium ion transmembrane transport; transmembrane transport.